AUGAACUAAAGAGAGGAACAGCGCGCCCCCGAGCGUACACAAAGUCCGUGUGCUGACCACAGUUGUCAUCUUGAACAUGUUACGGAAAUUACAGGCGCUCUGCAAUGCAUUGUUUUCCAUCGAUGAGAUGAAAAAACCGUGAACGCAAUUCUGUCCGUGCACGGGCAUUAACAUGACGAACUUUCGGCUGGCUUUGAAGGAAGCGAGCUUAUGGGUUCCGGUGACGAACUGCUUUUUCGCUGUCAGGAAACUCACUGCGCUAAAGAUUCAUUCUAGCAUCUGCUGUUUAUCACCAUCAACAUCACGACAAUGCUUGGACUAAUGUCGCCUAAAGAUCCCAUCUCCUGCUCAGUAUCGCCAAAUUCGCUUGUACGGCCAUCUGGGAGCGUGUUUUUCGCACUUUCUCCGAGUUUUAACUUUCGCUGAGUUUAACCGUCAUCAACGGAAAGGGGAAUUUGUUCUCGAAGUUCAAGUAGCCGCUGACUGGAACGCGCACGCUCUUUUGUCCAGAUCUUCGACAGUGCGAUUCCUGUGCGGUCAUCCUCAAACGUUUUUUGGUUUUAAAGUGGAUCCACGAAGGCUGCUUUCACAGUCACAUGCCUUCAUUCAUAAUCUUUUGUCGCAGAAUAAUGCGGAGAUUGUCCAAGCAUCGAGCUGAGGGCUCAUUUUCUGGUUUAUUUGGCUUUACGAAGUUGUUACGCACGGGAUUCAUCAACACACACGGACUGUUACCGAAUCGCCUUUCAAUAAAAAAGAAGUGAAAAGUCGUGCGGUGAGCUGGCCAGACACAUCGACGGAGGGGAAAAUAUGCAAACCUAGCAGGAAAAGAAGCCAUCAAAAUUACGGAAAUCCUUUCUUUUCCUCCAGUCUGCUAUUACAGAAUGCAUUCUAAGUAAGCUGCUCGCUUAACGUUAUAUGUGCAUCAUUUGUCUCGUUUUAAUACCUUUUGGACGUGAAGUUUAAUAUUCAGAUUUAUUUUGAACUCUCCAUGCAGUAGUUAUGCUGUCUACACAAAGCUAUACAGACAUGUCGCUUGACGAAACGUCAAAAUUUCCUUCGUAGUCAGUAGAUUGCUACUUUCUCUCAGCAUUAACUGGAAAUUACGUUUUUUUUUUGUAUAUAAGAGGUGUCUUGACUCGUCUGAGGAAUAAGUUUGAUGGAUGAUAUGGGAGACCCUCAGGGGUCUGCGCGCCUGAAAGCGCGUUAGCAAUGGCAGCGGCCUGGACCUCUAUGGACAGUCAUAUUACAUUAAUUGUACCUGUUGCGUUUGUCUUCACGAUAUACAUCGAGUUUCUGAAGACAGGACGGAAAGUGACUCUGUGAAGCCCCCUCCUUCACCUGCGUGCAGUUCAGGAAGAACAGAUAACGUCUUUGAAGGACAACAGAAGGUUACUAGGCCAUUGAUGGGUGACACUAGAGGACGGUGUGUGUGAGGACCUUCAGACCUGAACUCCCAUCAAGAGCACACACAUUCAAACCGGCAAAAUGAAUGAGAGACAGGCUCUCCAUUCAAUUAUGAAGGAUCUGGUGGCCCUGCAGAUGACCAGGCGCCAGCCGGCGUCAACUUAUGACACGGCAAAACCUAAACCUGUCAGCACUGCCAGCUCUUCCAAAAGAAUGGAGGAUGUCAGGAUUAAGUUUGAGUUCUGUGGUGAAAGAAGGAUCCUGAUGUUUGGGCGGCCUGUGCAGUUCGAGGAAGUCCAGCAGAAAGUCAAAACAUUCUUCGGUCAGCAGUUAGACCUGCAUUAUAUGAAUAAUGAGCUGUCCAUUCCCCUGCGUGGUCAGGACGACUUGGAUAAAGCCAUUGAUCUGCUGGACCGCAGCUCAAACAUGAAGAGCAUCAAGAUCAUGCUGCUGACACAGGAACAAAGCAAUGCCUCUUCUCCAUCUCAUCACACAGUGUGCAAGCAGGUUCGCAUCAAAACCUCUCAGUCCACCGGUGAUGUCAGUACUGCCUACCAAUCCUCAGAAACAAGAGGACGCCACCACUCCACCAGCUCUCAGAACACUGGGCGAAGUUCUCCUCCUCCUGGUUACGUUCCUGAGCGGCAGCAGCGAAUUGCACGUCAGGGAUCAUACACCAGCAUCAAUAGCGAGGGGGAGUUCAUACCUGAAACCAGCGACCAGUGUGUGCUGGAUCCCUGGAGCAGUGCUGAAAACUCGGUGUCCGGCAGCUGUCAGUCAUUGGACAGCAACUCUGACAGUCCAUCACUCAGGAAACCUCGUACACACAGGGUGAAGAGUUACCCUGACAAUCGACAGGACUGUGCAGACCGGGAAAACCACGUGUAUGAUAAGAUUGUAGGGAAGGGAGGGACGUACCCUCGCAGGUAUCAUGUGUCGCUACAUCAUAAAGACCACAGCGAAGGUCGACGGACAUUUCCACGGAUCCGUCGUCCACAGGGAAACUUGUUCACGUUGGUGCCGUCACGGCGUUCGCUGAACGGCAGUGAGGAGAGUUUGGGGAGCUGGCAGCUGGUUGAUACUCAAGCCAGACUCCGUCCACAGGACCGCCCAGUCCCUCAUAAGUCCCCCACAGCUCCAGUGACGUGGCGUAGAGGGAAGUUGCUGGGUCAGGGUGCUUUUGGAAGGGUUUACCUGUGCUAUGAUGUGGACACAGGCAGGGAACUUGCAGCAAAACAGGUUCAUUUUGACCCUGCCAGUCCAGAGACCAGCAAGGAGGUGAGCGCUUUAGAGUGUGAGAUACAGCUGUUGAAGAACCUGCAUCACGAACGAAUCGUUCAGUACUAUGGCUGCCUUAGAGACCAUAAUGAGAAGACCCUCACUAUUUUCAUGGAGUAUAUGCCUGGGGGUUCAGUCAAAGACCAGCUGAAGGCUUAUGGGGCUUUGACAGAGAAUGUGACACGCAAGUAUACCAGACAAAUUCUGGAGGGCAUGUCAUACUUGCACAGCAACAUGAUCGUCCACAGAGACAUCAAAGGUGCCAACAUCCUGCGAGAUUCAGCUGGGAAUGUUAAGCUGGGAGAUUUUGGCGCCAGUAAACGGCUUCAGACCAUCUGUAUGUCCAGCACUGGAGUCCGUUCUGUUACUGGAACGCCGUACUGGAUGAGUCCAGAGGUCAUCAGCGGAGAGGGGUACGGCCGGAAGGCAGAUGUUUGGAGUCUCGGCUGCACUGUGGUGGAGAUGUUGACAGAAAAGCCUCCGUGGGCUGAAUUCGAGGCCAUGGCAGCCAUAUUUAAGAUCGCCACUCAGCCCACCAACCCCCAGCUGCCCUCCCACAUCUCCGAGCACACGCGGGACUUCCUCCGAUGCAUCUUCGUGGAGGCCAAAUACAGGCCAAGUGCAGAGGAACUGCUCAGACACCCCUUCUCCCAGAUCUUGUGCUGAAGAGGUCCAUCUAGCUGCUUCCACGGGUUAAAAACCCUCAGUUUCUUUGCUCAGAGAGUGAUAAGCUCAGUUUCAAAGGCAAUCGGCGUUUCCAGAGCGUGUGACCUGCCAGCACCCAAUCCGCUGUUGCGUGGAUCAGGUCACAAAACUGGUUUCUUCUCUAAUGUGAUGUCUUUGGGACAACAGGGGGCGCCACAGGGCUUUCGUGUCACACACGCUCUUUAUUCCAGGAAUAAAUGUGUCACAGGAUGAGCAGAUGCAACAAACACAAUACAGUUUGAACCACUGAGCUGCUUCAAACUGGACUUUUUCUUACAACAGCUGCCAAAUGUGCCUUCCAAAGCCAACAGGGAGAGUUUUUCAGACAUCAAGAAAGUCUCCUAGUAAUGAAUGUUUCAUAGUCCACAGCAGAGUUAUGAAGGCAGUGUUUUAUGUGCCAUUUCCCCUUUCACACGGAUUCCCGUGUGCGCCCAUUGUCUCUAUGACUCCAGGCACUUAGUGUUAAAGGAAACGUAAUAAUCGUCUCGGUUUGUUCCUGCCUCAGACGAUUGAGGGUCUUACGCACGUCAGUCUCGAAUGGCUUGCAUUCGUGAUUAAUCUCAUAUAUUGAUUAAUCUUCGUAGAAUUGCACUUCCUUGAUUUGUAGCUUGUCAGAACUGUUUUAGUCUGUUACAGAAAGCAGCUUAAAAGGUCAGAUGCCGAGGGUCAUGGCAUGAGGUUAUAGUGUUGUAGUGAAAAUGUGCUUCGGUUGAAGUGUAAUACGUAGUUUUGUAGCGCAGUAGUGCCUUAUAGUGUCCUGUAGAGAGCAGCAGUACAGUACUUAAGAUGCAGCUAGUCUCACUAAUAGUAUUCCCAUAGUGAUGAGAUGUUAAAUUGGGAAUCUCGUAAGGUGUUUUAUCAGUUAUUUUGGGUGUGGCGAGAUAUUGAGAGCACAUUAGGAUGUAUAUUAGUUUUCUCUCCAGCCCAGCCAAAGAAAAUGUAUUAAGAAAGUGUUGUGCCUUAAAGUGUCGUUUGGCAGUUUAUUGGACUCAUUUGGAUCAGAUGCACUUUUGUUAAAUGAAUGUUGAAUUUGCCAAAUUGUUCAUUUGUUACACAGAAUGUGAAGCCUUUUUCACUUUUAUUUAUAUCCCAAUGUUCAGCCAUUUUUAUAUACGAGUAUAUAUAUAUGUAUAAAUCUAUUUUUAUAUAGUGACUCUGAACCGAGUUAUGCUUUUAGGAACAGAAGAUGAGUUAGAAACAAGAAUUGUAACAGCAGCUGGUUUUGCCGAGACUACAACAUGAUUUUACAUGUGUUUAUUACUGGCUGGAAAUUGAGCUCUGGCGAUUUAUGCCGCGCCUGAUCUGUGCAAGUCACAAGUCCUCUGUACUCAUGUUUUUAUAAGUGUUUAUUGUGUGUCUGUUUCUGUUUAUCUGUCUGCUUUUUCACCCGAGUCUCAUGCAGACAGGAUUUUGACGCAGGUUGUCACAGGAAGUGACCAGUGCCUUGAAUCUUUCUCAGAAAUGCAUGUACACACCGAUAUUCACACUUGCUGCCACAAGGGCUUGCACAGAUAAAUGCCUUUAUGUAUUCAGAGAUGCAGUGUUGGAAAGAAAAAUAAGGUGUGUAAAAGAAAGAGUUAAUGAGAUAAAGAGAAAUGUUAAGAAAAAGAAAUGGAAUGGUAUUAAGGUUGAUGUAAACUACGGCUUGGGGGUCAGUAAGAUUUUUAUGAAUAAAAUAAUUUAACAAGGAUGCAUUAAAUUGAUCAAAAGUGACAGUAACUAUAUUUAUAAUUUUACAAAAUGUUUCUAUUUCAAGUUUUUUUUCACUUUCUAUUCAUCAAAGAACCUGGUUUCCAUAAAAAUGUUAAGCAACAACUGUUAAAUUCUGUCAUUAAUUACUCACCCUCAUGUCGUUCCUAACCUGUAAGACCUUUGUUCAUCUUCAGAACACAAAUGAAGAGUUUUCUGACCCUGCAUAGACAGCAACGCAACUGACAUGUUCGUGACCCAGAAAGGUAGUAAGGACAUUGUUAAAAUAGUCCAUGUGACAUCAGUGGUUCAACCGUAAUUUUAAGAAGCUGCGAGAGCAUUUUGUGAUUUUGUGCGCAAAAAUAAUGACUUUAUUCAAAAA
Messenger RNA from Labeo rohita (rohu), 5458 nucleotides. RefSeq names its product mitogen-activated protein kinase kinase kinase 3 (gene map3k3). The coding region runs from base 1486 to 3348 and encodes 620 amino acids. The record is from RefSeq and is a predicted model, not a curated record. The transcript has 18 exons. Gene Ontology annotation, molecular function: ATP binding; protein kinase activity; protein binding. NCBI's taxonomy places the organism in Eukaryota, Metazoa, Chordata, Actinopteri, Cypriniformes, Cyprinidae. Gene Ontology annotation, biological process: protein phosphorylation.